AUGAGUAUUCCCGCACGGUGCUUCCUUCUGAAUUCAUUGAAGGUACUCAGUCUGUGAGAUGACGGAAGGCAACUUCUUGAAUAAGCUCUUCAAAAAUAUAUUCUACUUGCAUCUUGUUUCGAUUACGAUCUUGGUGAUUGUGCUUGCUAUUCGCAGCAUACUAUCGGCAUCCCAUACUCACCAUUUUGACACUCAAGAUUGGUAUCUACCUGUCCUUGUUUCGACUGCUUUUGCUGCAAUUGCUGGUUUUGCAUGGCAAGCGUUUACAGCCUUCAACCCUCUGAGAACUAUGAAAGUAGCAUUUUGGCUUAGCCCUCUGCUGAUAGGUUUAGUUGGUUUCCUACUUGUCUCAAUAGGUACCACAGGCAGCUUGGUGGCUGCUGCCAUUGCAGUAGUUUCUGCAGUCACACAGUCACUCUAUUGGUGCUGGGUCCAACCCCGACUCGAGUAUGCUGGUCAGAUUCUAUUAUUGUCUAUUGCAAUUCCUCCUCAAAUAGCCACUGGAGUUGCAUUUCUGUCCAUCAUCACCUGUACCCUGUACUCCAGCCUUUUGUUCUUUGGCAUUGGAGGGGCUACAGCCACAAAUACAAGCUGGGACAUAUUAUUCAUCUUUGUAAUACUAUUGAGCUUGACAUGGACUGCUCAUAUCAUCAAGAACACACAGCAAGUUGCAAUCUCUCACAUCAAAUAUAUGCAACUUACAUAUGGACUAGAAAUUGGUACAAUCAUGGCAUUUAAGAACACAUUUAAGCACUCAAUAGGGACCAUCUGCAUAGGAUCAAUUCUUGUACCUGUCAUUUGUGUCAUACGGGGUUCAGCCCAUGCCAUCAGUAUGGUUUCAAAAGAUGCUGAUGAAUUCAUGUUCUCCUGCACAAGUUGCUAUUCUGCAAUUGCAUCAAGGCUAGUAGCAUAUGGCAAUCGAUGGGGCUUCGUGCAUAUAGGGCUUCAUAACAAAGGCAUUGUGCAGUCAUCAAGAAAUAUCUGGGAGAUGUUCCAGAGAGCUGGUAUUGAACAAUUGAUAAACUCUGACCUAACUAGCUCAUUUUGCUUCCUAAGUGGAACUGCAGGUGGUGCUGCAUGUGCACUGCUGGGAGGUUCAUGGGCUCUCAUGUCUCGUAGGAACUAUGCAACUGAGGUGUCAAUAUACACCUUUUUAAGUGGAUAUUUCAUGAAUCGGGUGGCAAUGUCAUGGAUACAGGCUGGCGUUUCUGCAUACUAUGUUGCCUAUGCGGAGAACCCACAGAACCAAAAAUUUGACUGUACGAUUCCAAAAUUCAUUGAGGAGCUGCAAAGAUCUCGUGUAUAAAGGUUACUCAUAUUUUCUACUAGCCCAAAGGACACUUGCAUAUGCAGAAAAGCAACAUUCUUAACAUUCAUUGAUUUGUACCAAGAAAGCAAAUUUUUACAUUUCUUAAUCCUCUAUCUAUUCUUUCUUUCCCAUUCUUUGGGUCCAUCUCAGGAUACUUUAUUGAACUACUAAGCUCUUGUUCACUCUGUAAAUGGCAAAGAUAUAUUUUCAUCUCUUUCCUUCUCAC
Messenger RNA from Coffea eugenioides, 1535 nucleotides. RefSeq names its product protein PNS1-like. Gene Ontology annotation, molecular function: transmembrane transporter activity. Gene Ontology annotation, cellular component: membrane. NCBI's taxonomy places the organism in Eukaryota, Viridiplantae, Streptophyta, Magnoliopsida, Gentianales, Rubiaceae. The transcript is spliced from 2 exons. Gene Ontology annotation, biological process: transmembrane transport. The record is from RefSeq and is a predicted model, not a curated record. Bases 59 to 1306 code for a protein of 415 amino acids.